CCCAGCCUGCGCUGUCCUCUGGGUCCGAUGUUAUUGGCCCCAGGCCCGGGUGCAGUUGGAGGUGGCUCUUUCCCACGGUGCACACGGCUCCCCACGCAGGUACCAUCAAGAAGAUGCCGAAGGAGAGGGCGGCCCGGAAGGACCCCGGCGUGGCGGAGGGUGGCUCCCGUCAACCCAGCCAGGAGAGCCAGGCCAGGGAUGAGUGCAGGCCCCAGAAGCAUCCUUCCGGUGUGACAGAGAAAGUUAAUGAAGUUUCCAAGCAGAACAGCGAAAUUGGGAUUAGUCAUGAUCCCCAUGUGGAGGAGAAGGCUUUGUCUCCGAGCAGGUCUUCAGAAGAUGAAACAGAAGAUGCGGCGUGCUCAAGGCGCAGACCUCUGCAGAAGAUGGACGAAAAGGACGCGCUCAGGCCACGCAGCAGUCGGCUGGAAGACGAGACCAAAGACACAAUGCACAGCGAUUUUUGGGACCAUCUUAAAGAGCAACUGCCAGUGAUCCCCGACUUCAUUUGUGCUCUUGAACUCCUGAAGGAAAUUAAAGAGAUCCUGUUGCCGCUCCUCUUACCACGCCAGAACCGCCUAAGAAGUGAAAUGGAAGAAGCUCUGGACAUGGACUUCCUCAACCAGCAAGCUGAACGUGGGGACCUGAAUGUACCCUACCUUUCUAAGUACAUUCUCAACAUGAUGGUCUUGUUGUGUUCACCUGUUCGAGAUGAGGCCGUGCAGAAGCUUGAGAACAUUACCGAUCCGGUUCGGCUGCUGAGAGGGAUCUUCCGGGUUCUGGGUCUGAUGAAGAUGGACAUGGUGAACUACACCAUCCAGAGCCUCCAGCCCCAGCUGCAGGAACAUUCUAUCCAGUAUGAGCGGGCUAAAUUCCAGGAACUUCUCAAUAAGCAGCCUAGUCUCCUCAAUCACACCACCAAGUGGCUGACCCAAGCCGCAGCGGACCUCACUAUGCCUCCUCCAAGUGGCCCUGACAUGCCUGACUCUUCGAGUGUGGCCGGUCCCUCUCCAAAUGAGGCAGCAGUAAACCCAGAGCCUCUCAGCCCUGCGAUGGUGUUGUCCCAGGGAUUCCUGAACCUCCUCCUCUGGGACCCUGAGAAUGAAGAGUUCCCUGAGACCCUACUAAUGGACAGAGACUGGCUGCAGGAGCUGGAGCUCCAGCUGAAUCAGCUGACCAUCCUUGCCUCGGUCUUGCUUGUGGCCAGUAGCUUCUCUGGAAGUGUUUUGUUUGGCUCACCCCAGUUUGUGGAUAAACUAAAAUGCAUAGCCAGGUCCCAGAUGGAGGACUUUAACACAAGGCCUGAAGGGGCUAUGCUAAUGGUGAGUGAACAGGUGUCUCAAGAAAUCCAUCAAAGUCUCAAGAAUAUGGGCCUUGCCACCCUGAGCAGUGACAACACAGCAUCCCUGAUAGGACAGCUGCAGAACAUUGCCAAGAAGGAGGACUGUGUCCGCACCGUCAUCGAUCAGCGGAUCCAUUUGUUUCUUAAAUGUUGCUUGGUUUUCGGUGUGCAGCGCUCUCUGUUAGACCUUCCUGGAGGCCUUACUCUCAUUGAGGCAGAGCUGGCAGAACUGGGCCAGAAGUUUGUCAGUCUGACACGUCACAAUCAGCAGGUGUUUGGCCCUUACUACGCUGAGAUCUUAAAAACCCUCGUCUCCCCAGCCCAGGCACUAACAACCAAAGUUGAGUCUCUCUGA
Molecule: messenger RNA, 1694 nt
Organism: Nannospalax galili (Upper Galilee mountains blind mole rat)
Lineage: Eukaryota; Metazoa; Chordata; Mammalia; Rodentia; Spalacidae
Gene: Tcp11
Product: t-complex 11
Biological process (GO): regulation of sperm capacitation
Cellular component (GO): sperm flagellum; acrosomal vesicle
Source: RefSeq, a predicted model, not a curated record